ACACACACACACGCACACACACACACACGCACACACAGAGAGAGGGAGAGAGAGAGAGAGAGAGAGAGAGAUCUACCAGCAUCACGGUUAACGCAGAGCUACUGCGGGGAAAGGAGCGAUAGCUUAUAUAUAAUAACAGAGGAAGUCGAGAAGAAAGGAAAGAUUAGAGUCAUUCUAAUUAGAAUUGAAAAAAGAGGAGGAUCGCGAGGAUGGGAAAUAAAAGAGCGUUCAUAUUAAUGACGUUGUUGACGUGGUGCGCGUGGACAGGAGUGCAGGGUCUCGCUAUGACUGAGGUCAAUGGACCAGUGGGAGGCCCCCUGGUGGUGGAGCCUCAGAUUGCGAUGUUUUGCGGCCGUCAGCUUCUGCACAUGAACACUGCGACAGGUCAAUGGGAGCCGGACCCACAGGGUCGUCAGGGCUGCUUCACCCAGCCCAGCAAGAUCCUGUCCUACUGUCAAGAGAUGUACCCAGGUUUGCAGAUUUCUCAUGUUGAAGAAGCUUCUACUCCUGUUACCAUCCCAGCAUGGUGUAAGAAGGGAUGGGGACAUUGUCAGACUCGACCUUUUAUUGUCGUCCCUUUCCGCUGUUUGGUAGGGGAGUACGUGAGCGAGGCCCUUCUGGUUCCAGAUCGUUGCCGUUUUUUGCACCAAGAGCAGAUGGACUCCUGUGAGAGCUGUGCCUACUGGCAUAACAUUGCUAAAGAGGCAUGUACAGCAGACAAUCUGGAGCUCCAUAGUUACGGGAUGCUGUUACAAUGUGGUGACCGUUUCCGGGGUGUAGAGUACGUCUGCUGUCCAGGAAGAGGUGGGGCCAGUGGGCGUGGUGAAUAUGAGGGUGGGGACAGUGCUCAGGGAGCGACUCCGCCUUUAGUAUCACUGGCUGGUGAGAAAGAGGCAACCAGUGUGAAGGUGACCCCUUCCACCCCCAGCCCUUCCCCUGAAACAGACAUUGAGGAGGAUGACAUGGAGGAGGAAGAAGAAGCCGUGGAGGAGGAAGACAUUGAAGAAGAUGAGGAUGAUGAAGAAGACGAAGAAGCAGCACCCACAACAGUGAAGGAUCCGGAGGAGUACGAGUACUCCAUCGACUCAGGCACCUAUCAGGCUUCUGAUUAUCUGGAGAACUUCUACUAUGAGAAGAACUCUCAGGGUGCCAAGACCCCAACACAGCAACCUCAGCCACGUGGGGAUGUGCCCACAGUGCGUCCUACAGACGGAGUGGACGUCUAUUUCGAGAUGCCCAGCGAUGACAGUGAACACGCCAACUUCCUCCGUGCCAAGAUGGAUCUGGAGGAGCGACGGAUGAAACGCAUCAAUGAGAUCAUGAAGGAGUGGGCGGAGGCCGAUAACCAGUCCAAAAACCUUCCGAAAUUAGACCGCCAGGCACUGAAUGAGCAUUUCCAGGCUGUGUUACAAACUCUGGAGGAGCAAAUCGCAGGUGAGAGGCAGAGGCUGGUGGAGACUCAUCUUGCCCGUGUUGUAGCCACUCUGAACAAUAACCGCCGUCUGGCACUGGAGAGCUACCUGAGCGCUGUGCAGAGUGACCCACCACAGCCAGAGCGAGUGCUGCAGGCUCUGAAGCGUUACUUGGCUGCCGAGCAGAAGGACCGGCGACACACACUGCGUCACUACCAGCACAUCGAGUCUGUAGACCCUCAGAAGGCCGAGCAGAUGAAGUUCCAGGUGUACACUCACCUUCAUGUGAUCGAGGAGAGGAUGAACCAGAGCUUGGCUCUUCUCUAUAAAGUUCCUACACUGGCUGAAGAGCUCCACGAUGAGAUCCAGGAGCUGGUGCGAACGGAGAGAGGUGACAUCAGCGAGCUCAUGACCACGUCGUUCUCCGAGACCCGUACCACAGAGGAGUUGCUUCCUGCCGAGAGUGAGGAAGAGAAGGAGGAUGAAGAGGAGGAGGAGAGAGCUUUCCAGAACCGUCCAUACCCACCUCGCAUAGAUCCUCAGCCAAGUAGCAAGAAAGCGGCUGCUGUAGACGAGUACGAUUACAGCACGUCUGAGAGAGCUCCCACCUACGAAUAUGAGGAGAAGUUUAACACCUCGGUGGAGCUGAAGCAGGUGGUCUACAAGUCUCCAGGAAUCCAGCGUGAUGAACUGCAGCCAGAUGUUCUUGAGACGUUUAACCGUGGUGCCAUGGUGGGGCUUCUGGUGGUUGCUGUGGCGAUCGCAAUGGUGAUGGUGAUCAGUUUGCUGCUGGUGCGUCGUAAGCCAUAUGGCACCAUCAGCCAUGGCAUUGUGGAAGUGGACCCCAUGCUGAGCCCAGAGGAAAGGCAGCUCAGUAAGAUGCAGAACCACGGAUAUGAAAACCCCACCUACAAAUUCUUUGAGCAAAUGAACUAAAGCUAAAAACCACACCCCCUUUUUCACUCACUUCCUGUUUACCAACAGGGGUUUCCAUAGAAACCCUUGUCCCCUCCCCAGCACUGUAUGUACGUUUCCAUGACCAAUGAUCAAACUCAAUCUCAAACAUGGCAGGCAAAAACAGAGUUUGCACUCAAAUGUUACUCAAAUGCUCUCCGGAAUAAGUAAAAGAGAGACGAGUAGAUUUAUACAUCUGGUCUCUCAAAAAAAGAUUCCUUUUUUGUUUAGGAAGAUGCUGAAACCAUAGCAUGUCAUGCAAUCAUAUAUAAAGCAGAGCUAGGAAUAGUUUCUGCUACUGCUCUGGUUCCAGCAUUGCAUUCUCUUAUUUUUUUUGUUUGUUUUUUUGUUUUUUUCUUGGAAUAUGUGAAAAAAAAAAAUCAUUUUAUUGGUUUUCAUUCCAAACUUUUUUUUUUUUUUUUUUUGUGAAACUGUAAUGUGGAUGAAGUCAUCAUUUAUAUUUCAGCAUGUAAAUAUAUGAGGGGGGGAAAAAAAAAUCACUGUAGCGCUUAUAACAUACAACCCUGUCUGCUGAAAUGUAGAAAUAACACACGUCUGAUUGCAUUUCUCGAGGGGAAAAAGAGGCUAGUGAUCCCUCUCAGACAUCUCUCACUUCGACACGUCAUGAAUACUAUUUCAUCCAUGUGAAAAGGAAUCGAAUCACUGAAUCAAAUCAUCGUUCCAAAUAUAACACCGACUUAAUCAAUUAGUGCUUAUUUUUAAUGACUAUUAUUCAUUGUACUGCUUCUUAGGGGGAAAAAAAAAAAAAAUCAGUGAUCUGCAGUCCACUAACUUAAAGAAGAGCAUGCUGAAUUUGGUGUAUUAUGCUAUAAACGUACUUGUGUUGUUCCUGUUUUUAUGCUUUUUGAAACUAAAAUGUCACAGUUAGACAAAAAAUGUGUGUAUAACUGAAAAGGUAUCUACAAUAGACGUUUCUGUUGUUAAUUUCGUAUCGACGCGCUAUGUGGAAUGUCGAAACUUUAAAAAGACUUUGUGCUGCUCACAGAGAGAGUAAAUAAAAAAAAAACAAAAAACGUAAAAAAAAA
Hemibagrus wyckioides is the source of this 3412-nucleotide messenger RNA. It is a transcript of the gene aplp1, whose product is annotated as amyloid beta (A4) precursor-like protein 1. Gene Ontology annotation, biological process: central nervous system development; axonogenesis. The coding region runs from base 210 to 2348 and encodes 712 amino acids. The transcript has 17 exons. NCBI's taxonomy places the organism in Eukaryota, Metazoa, Chordata, Actinopteri, Siluriformes, Bagridae. Gene Ontology annotation, molecular function: heparin binding; transition metal ion binding; alpha-2C adrenergic receptor binding. Gene Ontology annotation, cellular component: Golgi apparatus; plasma membrane. The record is from RefSeq and is a predicted model, not a curated record.